Cucumis sativus (cucumber) is the source of this 2189-nucleotide messenger RNA. Its product is annotated as auxin-induced protein X15. The coding region runs from base 1664 to 1960 and encodes 98 amino acids. NCBI's taxonomy places the organism in Eukaryota, Viridiplantae, Streptophyta, Magnoliopsida, Cucurbitales, Cucurbitaceae. Gene Ontology annotation, biological process: response to auxin. The transcript has 2 exons. The record is from RefSeq and is a predicted model, not a curated record.
UUUUCCAUGGCAAGCUUCUUCCUUAGGUCGAUCAUUUCAAAUCAGCUCCUUUGAAGGCUUCAUCAUGGUGUUCUUUAUCCAAGUUGAUCAUGAGAUUUUCCCGUCAGAAUAUUUAUAUUAAUUGGGAUUGUAUACCACGAAAAGGUAGCGGCUGGAUUUGUACACCAACCGAUGUACAUCAAUAAACAGAACCAGUUCUUGAUGAUAAGUCAGCAAACUGAGCCAUUGUGAUAUACUAAUUCCCUAGCUUAGACAUCAUCUUUAUUUGAUCAGAGCAUAAUUUACUUAAAGCAGCAUGUUAUAAAAUCUGCAUAGCAAAAAGGAGAUAUAUAGAUAAUUUUUUUAAAACUAUAUAAUCAGUAUUGGCAAAGCCUCAUUGGAGCAGUACAAGUUUGAAAGCUUUUCUUCAAUAGUAAUAGACAUUUGUGCCUAUGAAAUUGUAUUGUUAUAACAUUGACAAAUAAAAAAAGCACACAAAAUGUAAACAAUAAAGAUUGACAAAGAAAAAAUUGCAUGAUUCACUAAUAGUGUAUUAGCAUAUCCACAGGCAGAGAGGUAGAUCAAUUUAUUAUUAAAGAGAAAUAUAAGAUAAUAUAGAUUACAGAGGUACCUCCAGGGUUAGAUGGUUUAUAUAAAAUGCAACUCUCUAAAUUCUAAGGUCAAACUCGAACAUACUGAGAGCCUAAUGUUUGGUUGUUUGGAGCGUCAGAUAACAAAUUCGAAAACAAUAAUUUUGAAAAUAGUCUUUCACUAUUUUACUUCAAUAAUGACCUCACUUUUCCCUUUCUGUCUUUUGUCAGCUUCGUGUGAAAAACUAUGCAGAUCCAUCACAAUGAAGGCCCUUUCUUGUAGUAUCACCACAAUAUAAGUUAUUCUCUUUUAAGUUGCAAAAUGCAGCUUCAUCACUAUUUUAAAUUGCCAAAUGUAGGUUCUACUCCUUUGCCAAUUGUCAGGCAGAGAUAUAUCCCCAUUGACUUCACAUAAAACAAGCAAAGCCAAUUCAAUGAGAAAAUAGGCACUCGAGACAAGUCGAAUAAAAAGUUAAUAGUAUCUAUUCAAUUGGUCUUGCUAUGGCUAAUGUUUUAUCAUCCAAUAGAGUGCUAAUAAUGGGCUCUCCUCGCUACUUCCAUCCUGUACCUCUAUAUGUUUCAACAGUACCAUCCACGCUAAAGAUUUUUUAGAGUUCUCUACUAACACUAACAACCAACAAAGUUCCCUAGCUAGAAUAUGUCCCAGUAAAGAAAACAGUAAUAGACAGAACUAUUAAAUGCAAUUAAAAUUUUGUUUUAGCAGGACAAGAAGGGUUUUGAGUGCCUCUAGUAUGUCCAUAAUCCAAUUGAAAAUUUAGAGGUUUACUCAACUCACUUCUCCGGUUGUUCUUUGGAAGCCAUAGUAGGCCAUGAUGUUCUCUAUAAAGUAUACAGAUGUCACCAUAUAUCACAUGAAUUUGAAAAUCUCAUAAAGGCUUGGAAGGCCCACCCAUGUGAUAGGUCAUAAACAAAUCUCUCUCUAUCUUUCUCCCUUUUCAAUGUGAUCUUCCUCUAUAUAAAGGUUAUGUAAUUGGGUUCACAAUCAACAAGAGUCUUCCAUAUUCCAAAAGAAAAUUCCAAAUUUUGUAUUUAUCUCAAAGUCUCACUAGUUCUUUCUCAAAAAAUACUAUAACAUGGGUUUUCGUUUGCCUAGAAUUGUUCAAGCUAAGCAAAGUCUUCGACGUUCUUCAUCAACUGGAAAUGGAACAACGGCGGUUGAUGUUCCAAAGGGGUACUUCACAGUGUAUGUUGGUGACGUACAAAAGAAGCGUUUCGUCAUUCCUUUAUCUUACUUGAACGAGCCUACUUUUCAAGAUUUAUUGAAUCAAGCAGAAGAAGAAUUUGGAUAUGAUCAUCCAAUGGGUGGCAUCACAAUAUCUUGCAGUGAAGAACUUUUCCUUGGUCUCACUCAAAGUUCGAAACACUUGUGAACUAGAGGAAUGCAAACUAGAAAUUGGUAGUAUAGAAAAAGGAUUAGAAUAGUACAGAAUGUAGACUGCAUACUGUAUAUAUUUUUGAAAUGAGAGAACUUGAUUCUUUGAAUUGAAACUUUUGUUCAGUGAUUCUUAUUCUUUAUAUUAUCAGCACUUAAUGAUGAAACUAAUUGAAUGAUGCUAUUGGAUAAAAAGACUUGCAUAAACUGGAUCGUAUUUCUUGAAA